AUGAGUCCGCCUUUUGUUCGUAUAGCUAGUCCAAAAUAUUCCGAAGAACCUGAAAAAGAUAUAUUGUUACUAAUAAUAAAUACUUUGCAUUUGAAAAACUGUGCUACCUUUAAAUAUUUGAGAAAGGAAUUUCCUCUUCUAAAUUUAAAAGCUUUCAUGAAAGUUCAUGAACAUACAUUGGUGAAAACUCCUUCAAAAUCAUGUACAAAUAAUAAUGAAUGCAUUGGAUCACACAUGAGUCCCAAUAAUUCUACAAAAGCCUAUAACACUGAAUUUAUUGAACUAACCAGGAUUAUCUGGACAGGAAUUGGGACAGUUGGUUCAGUAAUUACAAUAUGCAGCAUGUUAACUGCUAUAUUGAUAUAUACAGUAUAUCCAUGUUUACGAAAUUUCAGAUUUAGAAUACAUCUUCAUUUAUUCUUCGCAUUACUACUGGAAUCUAUUGCACAGCUUAUAUUGUCUUAUCUUUUGUUAAGUAAAGUUAAUCAAAUAAAUCUGAAUAAUGUUGAAAAUGAAACAAUACAUCAACCAUUUUCAAGUUCAAAAGAGAUGAUAUACAGUUCCAAUUCACAAUCAACAUAUAUAAUUAUACAGAAUACUAUGAUAAUUAUAUGGGAAUUAUGUCAAACUUGUGUUUUCACAUGGACAUUUAUCGAAGGAAUUCAUAUACACGAAUUAAUUGUCGUUUCAGUAUUUCAACCGUCAGUGAAUAUGUAUCCUUUGAUGAUUGCAGCAUGGGUUGUACCUAUUUUCAUAACAGGACUGUGGCUAAGUGCAUGGCUAUAUACAAAUAAAAUGGACGUAAGCUGGUCAUUUUAUACAUUUCAUUCAACUUACUGGAUUUUGAAUAGUUUCAGAUUAAUUUUACUAUCGACGAAUAUGGCUUUCCUUUUCAAUGUAAUCCGAGUUCUUGUUCGAAGACUUCAGACAAACUAUGCACCGGAAAUUCUGAAAUUAAAAAAGGCUGUAAAAGCUGCUAUCCUUUUAAUGCCGUUAUUAGGAAUUACUAAUUUUAUUGUACUUUUACCAGAACCUAAACAUCCUUUGGGAUUUUUUAUUGUUUCUGGAAUACGCCGAGUGCUGCCAACAUGGCAAGGAUUUAUUAUAUCUAUGAUAUAUUAUUUUAUGAAUAAAGAUGUUCAGAAAUGCAUACACAUUUCAAUCCGAAGAUUCAAAUCAAAAUAUCAACUAGAACAUCGUCGUUUUACUUCAUCUUCUCUACCAAUAACAACUAUACCAACAACAAGUUUCACAUAAGCAAUAAUUAAGAAAACCUACUUUUAUCAACAGAAUUGAAUUCAGAUAAUAUUUAUACUUCAGACAACGACUAAACACUGAACAAGAACAGUUCAAGAUACAAAACUAAGCAGACAAACAACAAUGAAGACAACUUUAUGAGUCGAAAGGAAUAUAAUUAAAAUAAACAAAUAAAAUGAUGUACAGAACAAAACAUGGUUAACCUUUAACCGAAUAUUAUG
Molecule: messenger RNA, 1478 nt
Organism: Schistosoma mattheei
Lineage: Eukaryota; Metazoa; Platyhelminthes; Trematoda; Strigeidida; Schistosomatidae
Source: the annotation of a GenBank genome assembly